UUCCGGUGUAAGGGCAGGUGUAGCAAUGGAGGGUUCUGCUGCUCACUUAUUGCAGGACUUAAAGGACUUCACUGAGCGAUGCCAGAGCCGUCUGACGGAGCUGCUGCAGGAGCUGGGCUGGGAGCAGGAGGUGGCGGGUGGAGAACAGGAGACUGCUGUGUGUCCCUAUGACUCCAAUCACAGAAUGGCAAGGUCCUCUCUGGAGAAGCAUGUAGUCCUAUGCAAACGGUGGAAGAUGGGAUACAGCAAGGAGGAGGCCGACGUUCAAGACACCCAGUUUUUCUAUGAAAAAGCAAAGGUGACAUCCGUUUUCAUAGAUAAAUCGAAGCAGUCUCAGAUCAUAAAGGAUGCCAAGAAUAGUGCCCCUGCCAUAAGUGAAGAUAAGCUGUGGGACAAACGUGACUAUUCCUCUUCAGCUGCUGAAGUUCCUCUGAACCAUAAACGCACCAUUUGUGAUCUGACGGCUGCCGAACGUCUUGCUAUUUAUGAGCAUGUCCUUCUGGAGACUAAGAAGCAGAAACCUUCACAGCCGAGUGCAUCUGAUUUGUUUGAGGAUUUAACUGCCAAAAUCGGUCAAGAUGAUGAGCAGAAGUGUCCCAAGUCCCACUUGGAAAUCAUGGCAGAAAUGAGGGACUACAAAAGGAGACGCCAAUCUUACAGGGCUAAGAACGUCCACAUCACAAAGAAGUCCUAUACAGAGAUAAUGCGAGAUGUCAUUAAUGUGCAUAUGGAAGAGCUGAGCGGCAAGUGGCAUGAUGAAAUCCAUGAUGAAGCAAGCUCCUCCAUUUCUUCUUCCUCGAUGAAAAGGCGGGAGCGAUCUCGUUCUACAGAGUCCAGACAAUCUGGGGGCAGUCACAGGGACAGACAUCGAUCUGCACGGAAAAGAGAGCGCAGCAGUAGUCCACGAAGACGGCGCAGUAGAGGCAGGGACAAGGAGUCCAGGCAUGAAAAAGACAGGGAUGGAGAUACCCACCACAGCUACAAGAGGAGAAGGGGCGAGGAGUAGCUCCCGCUUGUGUUGCACACUCCAGGAUAUUUUUGUUUGGCUUCAUUAGAAGUUAUCCCUUGUUCAGCAUGUUGCUUAAUACAUUUAAAUUGAAAAGUUACAGUUUUCUAGUCAUGUGUCAAUGGUUAUUUUGCAAUAAAUUCAAUUGUAAAUUUACAAAAAUAGAGUAAUCUCGUUAUCAGGAAACUGACUUUCUUCUGCUGUUUUCUUAAGAGACUUUCUUCUGCAUCAAUAUAUAUAUUU
Molecule: messenger RNA, 1249 nt
Organism: Bufo bufo (common toad)
Lineage: Eukaryota; Metazoa; Chordata; Amphibia; Anura; Bufonidae
Gene: SNRNP48
Product: small nuclear ribonucleoprotein U11/U12 subunit 48
Exons: 9
Coding region: 26-1006 (326 amino acids)
Cellular component (GO): nucleoplasm; cytosol; U12-type spliceosomal complex
Source: RefSeq, a predicted model, not a curated record